AUGAGAACCAUGGCCACGGCCUCUCUUACCUCUUUUCUUCCUUCUUCCUCCUUUUCAAGGACUUCCCCUCUCAGAAGCGCUUUUCUGCCGCCGCAGCUCGCUCGCCGGAGGAGUUUCUUCUCCGCCGCGGGGCUUAGAUGGGCGCCAGAGGCGCGAGAGAAGCUCGCUGUUCGAUGUGAGGCCGCCGUGGCCGAGAAGGAGGAGACCACCGGGGAGAAGUUUGAAUACCAGGCUGAGGUGAGUCGAUUGUUGGAUUUGAUUGUUCACAGUCUGUAUAGCCACAAGGAAGUUUUCCUUCGUGAACUUGUGAGUAAUGCUAGUGACGCUUUGGACAAGUUGAGAUUCUUAAGUGUGACUGAGCCUUCUUUGCUCGGAGAUGCUGGAGAUCUUGAGAUACGUAUAAAGUCUGAUCCAGAAAAUGGAACUAUUACUAUAACAGAUUACUGUAUUGGAAUGACUAAAGAGCUCAUUGAUUGUCUUGGAACUAUUGCUCAGAGUGGUACAUCAAAAUUUUUGAAGGCACUUAAGGAAAACAAGGAUCUAGGAGCAGAUAAUGGUUUGAUCGGACAAUUUGGUGUUGGAUUCUACUCUGCUUUUCUUGUUGCUGAGAAGGUACAGAGUUGUGUUUCUACGAAGAGCCCAAGAUCAGAUAAGCAGUAUGUGUGGGAAGCAGAAGCUGACAGUAGCUCUUAUGUGAUAAAGGAAGAAACUGAUCCGGAAAACCUUUUGCGGCGUGGUACACAAAUUACACUGUAUUUAAGAGAGGAUGACAAAUAUGUCUCUGAGCCAAACAGGAUUCAGGGUUUGGUAAGUUACUCACAGUUUGUUUCCUUCCCCAUCUACACAUGGCAAGAAAAGUCGAAAACUGUGGAGAUGCGGAACCCAAAAGAAGUGGAAAAGGAGGAGUACAGUGAAUUUUACAAGAAGACUUUUAAUGAAUUCUUAGAGCCACUUGCACAUACUCAUUCCACCACUGAGGGUGAGGUCGAGUUCAGAAGCAUUCUGUAUGUUCCAGGAAUGGGACCUCUUAACAACGAAGAAGUAGUGAAUCCUAAAACAAAGAACAUACGCUUGUAUGUCAAGCGUGUAUUCAUUUCAGAUGAUUUUGAUGGGGAGCUGUUUCCACGUUACCUGAGCUUUGUGAAGGGUGUGGUUGACUCAGAUGACCUUCCUCUCAAUGUUUCUCGAGAGAUCCUUCAAGAAAGCAGAAUUGUAAGAAUAAUGAGAAAGAGACUUGUCAGGAAGGCAUUUGAUAUGAUUCAAGAUCUUUCUGAAAGUGAAAAUAAAGAGGACUACACAAGAAAUUUCUGGGAGAACUUUGAGUUUAUAAAAUUGGGUUGUAUUAAAGACACUGAAAUCAUAAGACGCAUAACACCGUUAUUAAGGUUGUACACUUCCAAAAGCGAAGAUGAACUUAAAAGCUUGGAUGAUUAUGUUGAAAACAUGGGAGAAAACCAAAAGGCUAUCUUUUACCUAGCAACUGACAGCUUGAAGAGUGCAAAGACUGCUCCAUUUGUGGAGAGAUUGAUUCAGAAAGAUAUUGAGGUUCUUUAUUUGGUUGAACCCAUUGAUGAAGUUGCCAUUCAGAACUUACAGACAUAUAAAGAAAAAAAAUUUGUUGAUAUCAGUAAGGAAGAUUUGGAAUUAGGUGAUGAGGACGAGGUCACAGAGAGGGAAAACAAACAAGAAUACAACCUACUCUGUGAUUGGAUAAAACAACAGCUUGGUGAUAAGGUUGCCAAAGUUCAGAUCCUCUAAACGCUGAGUUCAUCUCCUUGUGUGCUUGGAUCAGGGAAGUUUGGUUGGUCUGCAAACAUUGUCAGACUAAUGAAGGCACAGGCUCUUGGGGACACUUCAAGUUUGGAGUUCAUGAGGGGGAGGAGAAUAUUGGAGAUUAAUACAGAUCACCCCAUCAUCAAAGAUUUGAGUGUGAGAGCCGCAAGUGCACCUGACAGUAGUGAAGCCAAGAGAGCAGUCGAUCUCUUAUACGACACAGCUCUAAUUUCUAGUGGAUUUUCUGUAACCAGGCCUGAUAGCCCAGCUGCGUGGGGUAAUAAGAUUGAUGAAAUGAUGGCCAUGGCCGUAGGAAGAUGGGGUAGAUCAGAAGGAUGUGCGGAGGGAAAGAAGAAGCAAUCUGGGAAGCUGAGUCAAGCUCGAAUUGAGGAAAGUUCAGAGCCAAUGUUUAUGAGCCCUCGAGAGUCCUUGCAGAGAAUUUUGACCAAUGGAAACCGAUUAGGAAUACUGUCUCAGAAUUUUAAAAUUUUGGCAUUAUAGGGAAAAUAAUGAAUUUAGAGGUGAAAGGAAA
Molecule: messenger RNA, 2305 nt
Organism: Vigna umbellata (rice bean)
Lineage: Eukaryota; Viridiplantae; Streptophyta; Magnoliopsida; Fabales; Fabaceae
Source: RefSeq, a predicted model, not a curated record